AUGCUGGGGGCCGAGUCAAAUAAGAAACAUGAGCCAUUUUACCUUCGAUAUUAUUCUGGCCAUAGGGGCAGAUUCGGGAAAGAAUUCAUCGAGUUUGACAUCAGCGUGGAGCCAGGGCAUGAAUGGGGUACCAUGCGGUACGUUAACAGCUCGAACUACAGAAGAGAUGAGUUGAUUAGAAAGAAAGUUACCAUCUCGAAAACCGUGGUCAAACAGAUCAAAAUAAUGAUCAAAGAGUGUGAGGUGAUGAAGGAGAAAGAUUCACAAUGGCCUCCGCCGGGAUCUAGCGGGGGAAUUGAGGAGUUAGAAAUCAGGAUGGGGCCAGAAAAGAUUGUAUUUGAGACAAAGCAGAUCCAGACAUUAUCAGAUAUCCAGAAAAGCCUGGAUCCUGAAGGGUUGAGGGUGUUUUACUAUUUUGUGACUGAUGUCAAGGCGUUGGUUUAUCUGAUGAUGGGUUUACACUACAAGAUCCGGCCAUUUUAG
Saccharomycopsis crataegensis is the source of this 483-nucleotide messenger RNA. RefSeq lists its product as uncharacterized. Gene Ontology annotation, cellular component: exon-exon junction complex; nucleus. The transcript has 2 exons. The coding region runs from base 1 to 483 and encodes 160 amino acids. Gene Ontology annotation, biological process: RNA splicing. Lineage: Eukaryota; Fungi; Ascomycota; Saccharomycetes; Ascoideales; Saccharomycopsidaceae. The record is from RefSeq and is a predicted model, not a curated record.